Priapulus caudatus is the source of this 1396-nucleotide messenger RNA. RefSeq lists its product as uncharacterized. The transcript is spliced from 12 exons. Lineage: Eukaryota; Metazoa; Priapulida; Priapulimorpha; Priapulimorphida; Priapulidae. The record is from RefSeq and is a predicted model, not a curated record. The coding region runs from base 419 to 1396 and encodes 325 amino acids.
UCAGGACGCAGCUCGACAAAGAGCUGAAGUCGAAAAUUAUGAGGCUUAAAAAAUUUGACGGGCAGCACAUUGUGGUUCUCAAGUUUGAAGCAUAUUCGCUGAAUGACGAUGGCUCGACCGGCCCCCAGUUGUGCAGUCCUGUCUUUUCUAGUGAGGUAAUCAACCAAAGAUCAACCCAGAAUGGAGAAUUGAGGAUAUCUAAGAUUGGCAAGUCAUCAGAAUCUUGCAAAGGUGGUCACAGCAGAGAGACUGAUACUGAAAUGCUAAUGUUCACUAGUAAAGUAAAGAAAGGAGUCAUAGUUCGGUUUUUGGCGAUGGUGAAGGUGGGUAAACUGAUGUUGGAACGGAGAUUCAUGAACAGACUGCUGUUGCGUGUUGUAAUCCGCCUACAAGGAUCACACCUGGAGCACCAGUUGAUAUGUGGGUGCAACUAGUUCGAAAACCCGCCAAGAGCUCGUCUUCGGAAGACGUCAGUGAACCUGUGGAAAUGAAAUACGUACCCCAUGAUGAAGUGGAACGUGUUGGCACAAAGAGGCGCCGGAAUAUGGAGCAAGUACAGAUGGUAAUGUCAGAUGCCGGUUCCGGUUCUGGCUUCGAUAAUCCACAGACGGAUGAUCCUAUGAUGCAAGAAGCUGUACCAAGUUCUGAGGAUGACAACGACGACGAUGAGGAUUGUGUUUACGCGGAUUGUGCCACAAGACUAGCAAAGCCUAGACAGUUCAUGAAACCAGCAACUAUGGUGGAUACCACACAGAGAGUGAAAUUUGAAGCAGAUACAAAGCUGACUCGCAGCCAGGCUGUAGGUGAUGCGAGGCAUAAAGUUGAGAAGGAUGAGUACGGUAACACGGAGCUUCAUUCGGUCAUCUUGUCGAGGCGUCUGGAUGAAGUGAAAUCUGUUGUGAACAAGUUGCACCAGGUUAAAGACUUCGCUGCCGUCAACGCUCGAAACUGGUCGGCACAGUUGAGAAACAAUCUUAUAAGAUAUGACACUACCAGUGCAUUUAAAGGAAUAGGAAAGAUCAAGCCACUGAAAACUCUCCAGAAAACUCCAAAGUUUGCUGCUGUACUCUGCAGAAAAAGUCUGGAGCAGCACAUAAGACGUGUCAACUAUGAGGUUAAAAUCUGGAAGAGGGCCCACAUUGCUGAACCAGAUAUUCCAGAUGUGAAGGGUGACCAUGGAUGGGAGGUCAAGGAUGGAAAGCUGGAGCCGCUGUGGUACACAGGAGAUGUUCUGCCACAGCAGCUCAUCAACAUCGCUGUCGAACCACUGGAGUCUGACGACGAUGUGGAUUCAGAUGACUCGGAAACGGUAUACCAGCUGAGUGAGCUGACAGAUGUGCUAGAUCAGUUUAGUGGACAAAGCAGUGGUGAAAGCACAGACAGUGAUCUGGAUUGA